Molecule: messenger RNA, 4786 nt
Organism: Leucoraja erinaceus (little skate)
Lineage: Eukaryota; Metazoa; Chordata; Chondrichthyes; Rajiformes; Rajidae
Product: islet cell autoantigen 1-like protein
Exons: 13
Coding region: 207-1703 (498 amino acids)
Biological process (GO): regulation of transport
Cellular component (GO): Golgi apparatus
Molecular function (GO): protein domain specific binding
Source: RefSeq, a predicted model, not a curated record
GUGAGGAAGCGUAUCGUUCGCUGCCAGGCGCGGCGAGCCUGCGUUAACAGAGUCGGGCUGCGUUGGUGGGGAGAGGCCGGCGUAGGUUGCCGCGGCCCGUGCGAAGGAGCGGGUGCACGGCUUUGCGGAGGGGGAGCGACCCGCCGGCCGGGGCCCGUGAAUGGAGGAAGGUGACGCUGCAAACCGAGAGCAGAUAUUCUGGUGAGAUGUUUAACCGGUAUGUUCAUGAGGCUGACAAGUCGGUGGUGAGCCAGAUGCAGAAGAAGUACUGGAAGACAAAGCAGGCACUCAUCAAAGCAACGGGAAAGAAAGAAGAUGAGCAUGUGGUGGCUUCUGAUGCAGAUUUGGAUGCAAAGCUAGAGAUUUAUCGUACAAUACAGACAUCCUGCAUGGAACUUCUGAAAGUGAUUGAGAAAUAUCUGCAGAGACUUAACUGUCUAUCCCAGGAAGAGAAUGAAUUGGGCAUGUUCUUGAAGGGACACAGCGAGCAGGAUAAAACGCCAGCGGGGAAGAUGAUGAAUGCUACCAGCAAAGCCUUGUGUGGUUCUGCAAAACAAAGAUUAGCUUUGCGUGUUCCACUACACCGCCUGGGACAGGAGGUGGAAACGUUCCGUCGCCAGGCGGUCUCCGACACACUGCUCACUGUAAAUCGGAUGGAACAUUCUCGAACCGAGUAUCGGGGAGCACUGCUCUGGAUGAAGGAUGUCUCUCAGGAAUUAGACCCUGACACCUACAAACAGUUGGAAAAAUUCAGGAAGGUUCAGGCCCAAGUGCGGAAUACAAAGAUGCAGUUUGACAAACUAAAGAAUGAUGUGUGUCAGAAAGUGGACUUGCUCGGAGCGAGUCGUUGCAACCUGCUCUCCCAGUCACUUGCUGCUUACCAGAGUACACUACUUCACUUCUGGGAGAGAACCGCCUGCAUGAUGUCACAGAUUCAUGAUUGCUUCAAGGGCUAUCAGCCUUACAAAUUUUCCGCACUUAAGAGUUUACAGGACCCUUUUGAUCAUCUGACCAAAGAGGAUCUUAUCAAGAGUAACGAGAAAGAGAAGGAAUGCAUAUCUAAUCAAGUAGACAAAUUAGUGCUGUUGGAUGAAGAUGAAGAACCAGAAGCUUCUGAAGGAAAGCAGAGUGAAGUACCAGUGAACACUGCAAGCCAGGAUCCCACACAGCUAUCUGCAUUGGAACCUUCCGGCAACAAAAUGGAUUUCUACGAGUCAUUGCCAAAGGACCUGCUGGGAGACAUGCUGGAGAAUGAUGAUCUGGAGAGGCAGGAGCUGACAUUCCUGAAUGACCUGCUGAACCACAAUCCCAGUGCAGCCGGUGACUUCAGCCACGAGUGGCAGAGUACGUUUGAGAGCUCUGGGCUCAGUCCCAGGACGACGAUGGAAGGUGCUGACGUCAAAGCAGCUGAAGCUCCAGCGGGUUUCCUGCCAUCCCAGCUCUUCGAUCUCAGCCACAACACAGCAGGAGCUUUCAUUGGUUGGACUGAUCCCCCCAAACUGCAACCAGUACCACAUCCACUCCCACAAGAGCCAGAGCCAAAAGUACCAGCGCAUCCAUUCCAGAACCUACCAAAGGUCCCAUCGAAAGCUGAUAAGAACACACCGGACAAGUCAAUCUGGUUUAAUCUGUUUGCGGAUCUGGAUCCCCUCUCAAACCCUGAUGCCAUCGGUCGAACAGAUGAAGAGCUGCUUAAUGCUUGAGGAUGGAUUUGGGUGGGAGGGAUAAAGGAAGCAGCUAAAUUAUACAGCACUCGAUUGUCUCAUUGCUGCAGUUACCUAAUUUAUAUUUACCAAAACACUAUGACUGUAAAUAAAUUAAAUUAGAAAAUGAGGGGCAGGGAUGGAUAAAUUGAAAGUUAAAAAUCUGCUGAACUCCUGCGAUAUGAUGUUAGUGAUCCCAAUAUCUUUUUCGGUUUCACAUCUGGCUAAUGCUGCUGAAAUCCCAGAUUGGUCUUGGGUGUAUAGCUAUUUCCCAGGGGUUGGUUCACUGGGUACAUGACGGGUCCUGGGUUGUGUCAGCACAGCACAUGUGCAUCAUGACCUAAAACAGCCCAAGCCAUUCUGCUGGUUGUGGAGGGACCACUUGCUGAAGAUAAUGAGGGAAAUCGCCUACAUUCUAUCAUACUGUAUUAUUUUACAGUAAUAUUUUAUCAAUUAUAACACUAUCCUCAAAGGGAACCUUAAUGGUAUUUUUAUAGAUGGAAUGAGGGAAUGUUUGAAUGUAUAAUUACUGUCUAUUCUUAAGUUUUGUCUACUUGUCUUUGUCAUUUGGACCGAUUUAAAAAUAUGAAGUGAGCAGUUAUGUUCUAUUCUGCCUGAAUGCUUUAGUUUCUCAUCGGUAAAGCAUUCCUUUUAGUACCAGACAGGAGCAGCCUUUUGCCUGUUCUCCCUGUAUCUACGUUAUGUAGAUUUAACUCCCAUCAACUUCCACAUUUUUAUUGUUGCCUCGUAAGGUGUGACUCCACAAUUGGCCCAAAGCCACGGAGAGGGCAAGAUGCACUCCAAUUGAAUAUUGCUUUGAGAGGUGGAAGGGAAACAUUAUUUUCUGGGUGUUAAUAGUAUGUUUAACAACUUGAACAAAUAAGCCUUAACCAUAUGCAGUGGGAAAAGUACCAGUCCAUAUCUAAUGCAUUCAGCACGCUGAACAGACAAAAUAAAAGCCAUUGGAUAACAGGGACCAAAUCCCAACAUUUGGAAUAUGUGCCCUGUAGUAGGGAAACUGGCUUUGGCCUUCAGCUACUCACUGAAACUUUAAGGACCAAGACAGCUAACAUAAAGAAUGACUGCAAGUAUAUCCAAGCUGCUUGGUAGUCCUUGGAUUAAAAGCAGGGGUGAAUGUUGGGAACAGUAUCAAAUGGACACUAAAAAUAACGUAUGGGACAUAGAACAGUACAGCACAGGAACAGGCCCUUCGGCCCACAACAUCUGUGCUCAACAUGAUGCCAAGACCAACUCUUACCUGCCUGCACAUAAUCCAUAUUGCUUAAUUCCCUGCAUACCCAUGUAACUAUUUAAAAAUCUCUUAAAUACCAUUAUUAUAUUUGCCGUCAUCACAAUCUCCAGCAGCCGUGUUCCAGGCAAAUCUCCUUUAAACUUUGGCCUGUGCUCCUUAAAUCUGUUGCUGGAAUAAUAAGGAAUCAGGCAGUGUUUCAAUGGAAUAAAAUUAUUUUAUUGUACAAAAAAAUAGCACUGUCUCUAUCUGAAAAAGAGUUGGUUGUUAAAACCCUUGCUAAAUUACAACGAUUACACUGACAAAUAUUGAUGUUUCAAGGAUUGAACUGAACUCACAUGGAGAGUGAACGUGCUUAUUAUAAAGAGACUGCUUGCUAGGUUGUCAAACUAAGUAAAUUAUGCACAAAACAAAAACACUUUAAAACUUGAAAUUAUCAACAAUAUGGCUGUUGGGUUGUGCAGACAAGCAGGUCCUAUGUUAAUUUUCAGGCUGGGGCAAAUGAGGGGGAACUCAAACAUUUGUCAGAAAUUUGCCAUUGGGAAUGGAUCAAGAUGGAUAUUUGAUUGAAACAUUCCUGGUACGAUGAUCUUGUUCACAUCCACCAAACUAUUUCUCAUCUACAACUCACAGAACUGCAUGGCAAUAAAACACAAUGGACCCUUACUGCAUAUGUGUUUGGGUAAACUCCAAAGUGGCACUUGCACGUAAAUCACAGUUCAACGUUCAAAUAGAGGGGUGCACCUGCUCUGAGGUAGUAUGAGAAAUCCAGUCAUCAAGACCUGGACUAGUAGUUUAUUUCAAGAAAUAAGACCCAUUAUUUUUGAAUAGACCUCACACCAGCACCUGAUUUCAAUAUUGUGUCCAUUAGUUAUUUGUUCUUUUGAGGACAUAUCAAAUAUCUCCAUAGCAGAUGUAGAGUGGUUAAAUUUUGCACUCCAAAUGGCAGAGCAGCUUGGCUUUGCAUAUCCAUUCUUAGCAAUGUCGUUAAGCUGGAGGACUUUCUGCAACCAUCUAAACUACUCCAACGAUUCGGCCAGCUAAUGAAAACAUUUAAUCAGCUACACUAUAAACACUACACGGUUCACUGGAUAAAUGAAAGAAGGGCUUAUACAGUCCUGCAUAUUGCAUUGCCAAUAUGUUUCAUCAUGUCCAGAUGCAAUAUUUAAACGUGAUGCUGUGCUGCAUUGCUCAAGUAUCCAGGAAUUUUUUUCACUGUUAGUUAUUCUCCACUUUGUCUAAUAUGCCACCCUUGGUAUAGAAUGGGAAGUGGUCAUCAGUUCAGCUCCAAGGCAUCCCUACUAUCCAUCACGUGUAUUGAGCAUCCAUUAGUCCUCACUUGUAUUCUUGGAAAAUAGCAGCAAAUGAAUGAAGAACCAGUGCCUAUAGUUAAUGGAAAGGCGUUAGAAUUGGCAAGUAAACAUUAAUGCUAUUUUUAAUCUAUGCUCAAAUUGUCAGUAAUUCAAUGGAUGUGCAGAAUAAAAAGAUAAUCUGUCAUUACCCUAAUCUUCAUGCACGUUGGAUCAAGUUUGCAAGUUUAAUGCCAAUUAAAACCUCUAUGUUAGAAAUUCUCAAUACUUGCUCUCAAAUGCUGUUUAAAUAUAUUCAUAUAUAUAUCACACAUGAAUCUACUGUUUGCAUGGACUAUUUAAGUCUUUUUCAAUUGGGGAGAUCUUAUCAGUCAAAUGAGUUGUAAUUUCAUAUACGGAAUCUCACUAAACGUUCUUAACAUUUUUUUAAAGUAGCAUUGACCCUCUACACUGGAUAAUUGUUUGUACUUUGUACUGAAUGGACCUCUGGAUACUGCCUCUUCUAUUAAAAACGUUUCUCAAAA